Leptonychotes weddellii (Weddell seal) is the source of this 860-nucleotide messenger RNA. It is a transcript of the gene ENHO, whose product is annotated as energy homeostasis associated. The record is from RefSeq and is a predicted model, not a curated record. Gene Ontology annotation, cellular component: plasma membrane. NCBI's taxonomy places the organism in Eukaryota, Metazoa, Chordata, Mammalia, Carnivora, Phocidae. Gene Ontology annotation, biological process: positive regulation of Notch signaling pathway.
GCAUCGCGCUGCCCCGGACCCUCCCGCGGGCGCGCACCGGGCUCAACUCAGGCUCAGGACUGCAGGUGGACAUCCACUGCCCAGGAAUCAUUGAGUGUGUGGACAGGACAGCCUCUUUGGAAGGCCAGCUAUACUGGAGUUCCGCCUCGGCAUGGGCCUUGCCACUGAGCCAGCCCCGUGGUCUGGGCUGGUCUGAGGGUGCUGCCUGUCAUGGGGGCAGCCAUCUCCCAGGGGGCCCUCAUUGCCAUCGUCUGCAACGGCCUUGUAGGCUUCUUGCUGCUGCUGCUCUGGGUCAUUCUCUGCUGGGCCUGCCAUUCCCGCUCUGUGGACAUCGACUCUCUCUCGGAAUCCAGUCCCAACUCCAGCCCUGGCCCCUGUCCUGAGAAGGCACCCCCGCCUCAGAAGCCCAGCCAUGAAGGCAGCUACCUGCUGCAGCCCUGAAGGCCCCUCGCCUAGCCUGGAGUCUGGGGCCUAAGUCUGCCCCACCCAGAGCCUGGAAUCAGGAUCCCAGGGUCUAGCCAGCCUGGGGUCCAGAACCCAGAGUCCAGCCUGUCUGGAGCUGGACCUAGCAGCCCAGAGUCUAGCCGGUCUAGCCCCACGAGGCACUCUGGUGGCCCUUCGUACAGGCCUGGGGUGGGGGUUCAUGAGUUGGUGCUAGGGCCAGGGCCAUCUUGACUCUGCUCCAUACUAAGGGCCAGGGACUGGGGCUACCUUUCCCUAGGCCAAUUGCCUCCAGGCCCUUGAGGUUGGGGAAGCAAACUGGAAUCCAUGGCAAUAAUGGGAGGGCGUCCAGGCUGGGCCCCUCCUCGGGUCCUCCUACUGUUUGCUGGAUAAUAAAUGGAACUAUGGCUCUACCCUGA